Dothidotthia symphoricarpi CBS 119687 is the source of this 754-nucleotide messenger RNA. RefSeq lists its product as uncharacterized. Bases 187 to 708 code for a protein of 173 amino acids. The transcript has a single exon. Lineage: Eukaryota; Fungi; Ascomycota; Dothideomycetes; Pleosporales; Dothidotthiaceae. The record is from RefSeq and is a predicted model, not a curated record.
AAUCUAGCCUCCCCUUGCCUAUGCGCUCUAUGGGCCUGUCACAUCAGCGCAAGGGCUUAGUCGUGGGAUGAACGGCUGAGAAUGGCUUGGCUCGGACAGCAACGACCGCGGAAUACAAUGUGACUUGCUUCUUGAGCGGAGAAAAGAAGUAUACCAGUAGCACACAGGAAGCCGCCGGCGCUCCACAUGGGCGCUCCACAUGGGCGGUGCACGUGUGGUCACGGUGAGGCAUCACGUCGAACACGGGCUUGGACAAGUGCUGCCGGGCCUCUCCCCAUCUUCGCUGCCAUUGCGAAAGAACUUUGCGUGCGACAUCGCCCGGAAACUGGCUCCACGACGUCCAGCCUUGCUAUCCAGUGUUGCGCAUCUACUAGCCCCGUGCGACUCCCCACCCUUUCGGUCGGGAACUCGCCUCAGCCUAUAGUACCAUGUCUCGGGAAAUCACGACCGAGCACCGGGCUCACACACUUUCCCUGCAUUGCGCCCAUCCGCGGCAUAACCUUCUCCCACGGAUGUUUGCUCUCCACAACAUGCAGUGCACCGACCGGUCUUCAAACACGAGCGACAAAGAGGCUUGGAACACACAUGGGCCAGGCGGUCAGAUGGCGCUGCGUGCUUGAAUCAACAUGGGACGGACGCUUUAUACACUUGCCGAGCGGUUGGCAUCUGUAUCGCGGAGUCCACCCCUCUGGCCUAAUCCUCUUCUGAGAUGGAUUCAUAACGGGUGACUGUAUCACAAAAGUCCGACCGAAUC